This is a messenger RNA of Hyla sarda, 981 nucleotides long. Its product is annotated as olfactory receptor 5B12-like. The record is from RefSeq and is a predicted model, not a curated record. Lineage: Eukaryota; Metazoa; Chordata; Amphibia; Anura; Hylidae. Gene Ontology annotation, molecular function: G protein-coupled receptor activity; olfactory receptor activity. Gene Ontology annotation, biological process: G protein-coupled receptor signaling pathway. Gene Ontology annotation, cellular component: membrane. The transcript has a single exon. Bases 1 to 981 code for a protein of 326 amino acids.
AUGAAGGCAAAUCAAACAAUGACAUAUUUCAUUAUAAAGGGAAUAUCUGAUGUUCCUGAGCUCCAGGCUCCUAUAUUUGUUCUGGUUUUACUAAUUUAUCUCAUGUCUCUUGUUGGGAAUAUGAGUCUUCUCCUCCUGGUCUGCCUGGACUCUCAUCUUCACACUCCCAUGUAUUUCUUCCUUGCUAAUUUGUCUAUAGUGGACAUGAUGUCUUCUACUGUCAACCUACAUAAGAUCCUCUUAACCUUCAUCACUGGAGAUAACACAGUGUCCUACCUGGCCUGUAUGAUACAAUUCUAUUUAUUUGCAUCCUUGACAGCAGAUGAACUUUUCAUAUUGAUAGCCAUGAGCUAUGAUCGAUAUGUAGCUAUUUGUAGACCCCUCAAUUAUCACCUCAUUAUGAACUUUAAGAUAUGUCUUCUAUUGGCCUUAAUUUGUUGGAUAUUUGGUUUCACACAAUAUGCAUCCUUCAUCUGGUUUGUAUAUGAGAUUUCUUGUUUCUCCACAAAUGUUAUUGACCACUUCUGUUGUGACCUUGUCCCCAUCAUGGAAAUUGCCUGCAGUGAUACUACAAUAUUGGAAACACUGUCUAAUACACAAGGACUCAUGGUAUAUUUCAUUAUUCCAUUCCUUCUAAUUUUAGCAUCUUAUAUGUUUAUAAUUAGGUCCAUAAUGAAGAUACGUUCCAGUAUUGGUAGAAGAAAAGCCUUCUACACAUGUUCCUCUCACCUCACAGUAAUCGUGUUGCUAUAUACAACGAUCAUCUUUCAGUAUCUUAUACCAAGCAAUAGCUUAGGCUCCAAGAAAUUACAUUCUUUGUUUAACAUGGCUAUUGUCCCCAUGCUCAACCCAUUUAUAUACAGUCUUAAGAAUAAAGAUGUCAAAACAGCUUUUAGAAGGAGGAUUGGGAAGUGUAAAGUGAACACAUUUUGUUGUAUAAUUGUGAACACUGUGUCAGGAAUAGGGGGCAGGAAGAAGUGA